ACGACGAGAAAGCCAAGAGUGAUGCUCGUCAUGAAUUUUCAAUGGAUUGUUGACAACCUUUGAUAGGGCGUUAUAAGGACAUCUCACCUAAUUGUGGAAUACUCUGCUGCAGGCGAUUCAUCAAAAUCCUGUCUGUGCUGAGCUACUCUCCAACCCUACUCACUUUUGGUAGCAUAUGGCUGCAAGUUCACACACAACCUCAUCUCCUGCACCGCCUUCGCGAAGUAGCCCUCGAUUUCAACAAGCAAGUGAAAAACAGUCUUCGGAUAAUGAUGAUGAUCAAGAGGCAGAGAAGCAGAGGAGACCAUUACGUACAAAGGCUCCCAUAGCAACGAGAACACGUCAUGCUUUAAACCAUACUGCUCCAAGUUCACAUCAAACCGAUGAAAACAGAAAGACGCACUCGCGAAAGCCGAGUGAUAUUGUUACUGAUGGCGAGGCAGGAACCACGAGAAGAACCGAUGAAGACGAAGACAUGGCCAAGAUAUUGGCUUCGCUUCCUGCAAAGAAAAGGGCGAAAUUAGCGGCAACAAGAGCCCAGAUUAAGAAGGAAGGUCUGAAAGACACUAAAAAGAAUGGUGCUGGUUCACCACAUUCCAGUUCGGAUGAUAAAACGAGUAAUGACAAUUGUGAAACUUGCGGAGGAGUUGGAGAAUUCAUAUGCUGCGAAGGUUGUCCCAAAGUCUUCCAUUUCGUAUGUGUUGAGCCACCAAUGGAUAGCAAGGAUGUUGCUAAUAUCAAAGGAAAAUGGUUCUGUACUGAGUGUCGAGCUAAGCGACAUCCCCCUCGGAUCAACCACAGAAGCUUGUUUGGAACCCUCCUAUAUAAACUUGAAGCGACGAAUCCAGUUCUCUUUGGACUUCCAAAAGAUAUCAAAAAUCUAUUUCAAGGAGUAUCGUCCAAUGAAUUUGGCGAAUAUGUUGACUCUGGGAGCUUCAAGCCUGUGAGAAAAGGAAAAAAUGGCAUGAUCGAAGAACCUGAUUAUUUUCGGUUACGUGACAAGAAUGGUCAAAUCAUCCUAUGCUAUCGGUGUCGGAAAUCAGCACUUAGAGAAAAACCAAUUAUCGCAUGCGAUCAUUGUAGUCUUUAUUGGCAUCUGGAUUGUUUGGAUCCUCCUCUUGCGUCUGCACCUAACGUGAAUCGAAAGUGGAUGUGCCCGAACCACGUAGAGAUGGCCAUGCAGGUUCGAAAACGACAACGACGGCAUCCUGUCAUUAUUGAGCCUGACAAUCCAUUGGAAACUAAAAACAAUGGAGAUAUACAAAUUAUUGAUGACGAAUCCGAUGCAAAGUGGGCAGCGGAUCAAAUGUUCAAGUAUGCUGGCGUGGUAUACCGAUUGCCCGAAUCUGCAGUUAAACUUCACUUCGUCGAUCACAUAAAAGCUUUACGACAAAGCUCGGAAGCUUGGUCUACGAAAUCCUCAUCACGGUCAUCUCAACAUAGCCCUAGACAAGACACACGUUCACCCGUAUCAUCGUCAUCGCCCAUGUCCCCGUCAACUCAGGCAUCCUUACUUGCAUCGACAACUGCGGAUCGAGGUGUUCAUAACCUUAAAGUGGCCGGCACUGCACGUCCAAGUGCGCAAGAGUCGAGAGAGGUAAACAUACUGAUGAUUGAGACUGUAGCCUUGACGUAUGGGUACUGACUAUUACUGAUUUAUCCUCGCAGUGGCUGGAAGGACUAGCUGCUCUUCAAUCUGACAUCGUUAGUUAUUUGAAAGACGACUUGAAGGAUGAUAAUGAAUUGGACCACCGUGGUCUAAGGAUGCUGAUACGAGCGGCGUUG
Umbelopsis ramanniana AG is the source of this 1785-nucleotide messenger RNA. RefSeq lists its product as uncharacterized. Bases 176 to 1645 code for a protein of 489 amino acids. Gene Ontology annotation, cellular component: Rpd3S complex. Gene Ontology annotation, biological process: regulation of transcription by RNA polymerase II. The record is from RefSeq and is a predicted model, not a curated record. The transcript is spliced from 8 exons. NCBI's taxonomy places the organism in Eukaryota, Fungi, Mucoromycota, Umbelopsidomycetes, Umbelopsidales, Umbelopsidaceae.